Molecule: messenger RNA, 1373 nt
Organism: Molossus molossus (Pallas's mastiff bat)
Lineage: Eukaryota; Metazoa; Chordata; Mammalia; Chiroptera; Molossidae
Gene: ANKRD16
Product: ankyrin repeat domain 16
Exons: 6
Coding region: 51-1133 (360 amino acids)
Molecular function (GO): protein binding
Source: RefSeq, a predicted model, not a curated record
AGGGCAGGGCUGGGCUGGGGACUUGAACACCUCGCCUGGCUCCGGUGGCCAUGGCGCCGCCCGGGGACCCGAAGUGGCUCUUCAGGCUGGUGCAAGAAGGCCGGCUGUGCGCCCUGAGGGAGGAACUGCAGAGAACCGGGCACGCCAGCUGCCCGGGGCCAGCAGGGGAUACCCUGCUGCACUGCGCUGCCCGCCACGGGCAUCGGGAUAUCCUUGCCUAUCUGGCCGAGGCCUGGGACAUGAACAUCGAGGCCGCCAACCGAGACUACAAGCGGCCUCUGCAUGAAGCAGCCUCCAUGGGCUACCAGGACUGCGUGCGGUACCUGCUGGGUCGAGGAGCUGUGGUCAACUGCCUGAAGAAGGCUGACUGGACUCCUCUGAUGAUGGCUUGCACAAGGAAGAAUCUUGAAGUGAUCCAGGACCUUGUAGAACAUGGUGCAAAUCCACUUCUAAAGAACAAAGAUGGCUGGAACAGCUUCCACAUUGCCAGCCGAGAAGGUGACCCUACAAUCCUCCAGUACUUGCUCACUGUUUGCCCAGAUGCCUGGAAAACAGAGAGCAAAAUUUGCAGAACUCCUCUGCACACGGCAGCUAAAAAGAUGAAACAGAGACUGGUGCCAGGAGGAAAGAAGCAUUUUAUAGAUGCACCUGAAAGUUCUAAUUCUCACCUCUCUUCUCCCAGCAAUGCAUGGCUGUUUAGAGGCAGUAAAGGUGCUUCUUCAGAGGCUUGCAUUUCUGCUGAGGAUUCCCUGGGGGCCCAGGCUUUACAUAGGGCAGCAGUCACUGGGCAGAAUGAAGCCAUCCGAUUCUUGGUCUCUGAACUUGGCAUUGACGUAGAUGUGAGAGCAACAUCAACCCACCUCACAGCACUUCAUUAUGCAGCUAAGGAAGGACAUGUGAGCACAGUUCAGACACUUAUAUCCUUGGGUGCUGACAUCAACUCUAAAGAUGAAAGAAAUCGAUCAGCCCUGCACCUGGCCUGCGCGGGUCAGCACAUGGCCUGCAUCCAGUUUCUUCUGCAUUCUGGGCUGAGGGACUCUCCAGAUGUCACAGGUACGCUGGCUCAGCAGCUCACACGGAACACAGACAUCCUUCAGUGCUUCAGCCACAGCGUUUCUAAACAAAGGCAGUAAAACUCAUGGUAACUUAUAUCCUGCUGUUUAAGUCAUUACCAGGUUCAGUGAAAUCUGCUAAUAGCCGGUGUCCUCUGCCCUCCCUCCCCUGCACUCUGCUGCUGAGAUUCUGGAGGAUGUGGACGCUGGCUUCCUAGAUGCAAGAUGGACACACUCAUAAUCUCUCCUUACCUGCAUUUCAUUUUGUGGCCUUCAAGUGGACUUAGAUAAUGUUUGUGAUGUCAGUGUCAGGGCUCCUUG